Molecule: messenger RNA, 1479 nt
Organism: Leptidea sinapis
Lineage: Eukaryota; Metazoa; Arthropoda; Insecta; Lepidoptera; Pieridae
Product: enoyl-[acyl-carrier-protein] reductase, mitochondrial
Exons: 2
Coding region: 198-1301 (367 amino acids)
Biological process (GO): fatty acid metabolic process
Cellular component (GO): mitochondrion
Molecular function (GO): trans-2-enoyl-CoA reductase (NADPH) activity
Source: RefSeq, a predicted model, not a curated record
UGGUGACAACUCUAUCCGCUGUCGCGCAGCGAAAAAUUCAAGAUAAAGUGAAAAAUUGUAAUCCCAAAAUUCGUAAUUAUUUGUUAAUAUUAUUUAGUUCCUAAGUCUUAAGCGAACACAAAAUUUUACUAAAAUGCUGUAAAUAUACAAUUAAUUUUGUUUUUAUAGACUACUGUACUAUCAGUAUUGUUGUUAAAAUGAAGAUCCUGUCGGCAAUAAAUGCUUCAAGAUGUGUGUUAACACUUCUGAAACCUAACAAAACAUCAAUAAUUAUAAGAAUUACACAGCAGCGCAAUCUUAUGUCCAAGCAACUGGUCUAUGACCAGUUCGGAGACCCGCUUCAUGUGGUUAAAUUUAGAGAAUCUGAAGUACCGGCUUUAGGACCCACAGACGUCUUAGUCAGAAUGUUGGCUGCUCCUGUUAAUCCAGCUGACAUAAAUACCAUACAAGGAAAGUAUCCAGUCAAAGUAUCACUGCCAUCAAUUCCAGGAAAUGAAGGUGUAGGGAGUAUUGUAGAUAUUGGAAAGAAUGUAAAAGGAAUAUCAAAAAGCAGCAAAGUAAUUCUGAAUCGUUCAUUAAUGGGCACAUGGAGAGACUAUGCUGUGUUGCCUGAAGAAUCAUUAUUGGUAGUUCCUGAUGACUUAGGCAAUGUUGAGGCAGCAACAAUAUCUGUAAACCCAUGCACAGCAUAUAGAAUGCUUAUGGACUUUGUUCCUUUACAAGCAGGAGAUGUUGUUAUACAGAAUGGGGGAAAUAGUGCUUGUGGCCAAUAUGUAAUACAAAUAUGUAAAGCGUGGGGUGUGAAAACUGUAAAUAUAGUAAGAGAUAGACCAGAUAUAGCAAAACUAAAAGAAUAUUUGCAAAAUUUAGGUGCUACAUAUGUUUUGACUGAAGAAGAACUGAGAUCUACACAAAUAUUUAAGGAUGGAUUGAAGAAACCUUUGCUGGCAUUAAACUGUGUUGGAGGAAAAAGUUCCUCACAGCUCUUCAGAUAUUUGAAUGAUAAAGGAGUAAUGGUUACUUAUGGAGGGAUGUCAAGGGAACCAGUUAUUGUACCAACAUCAGCAUUUAUUUUUAAAGACAUGAAGUGUGAGGGUUUCUGGAUGACAGCAUGGAACCAUGCUGCACCAGCCACAGAAAAGGACAAAAUGAUUAAGGAUAUUAUCAGUCUUAUGGUAUCUAAACAAGUCAAGGCACCAAUACACAAAAUGAUUAAGUUUGAUAAUUUUGAAGAGGCUUUGAAAAAUGCUGUUUCACCACAAGGAUUUACUGGCUGUAAAUUCAUAUUAGAUUUUUGCUAAUUUACUUAGGUGAAACAAUAACUAUUUCAAAAUUGGCAUUAAACAAUAAUAUUAAAAUAUUAACUAAGAAAUCAUAAUGUUAAAUACAGUGUAUUUUAUUUAUAUUAUUAUUUAAGAAUUUACAGAAUAUUAUGCUAUUGUAAUGCAUUUGUAAAUAAAUUUUGUUUCUACCAUAAAA